Messenger RNA from Podospora bellae-mahoneyi, 302 nucleotides. RefSeq lists its product as uncharacterized. The record is from RefSeq and is a predicted model, not a curated record. The coding region runs from base 1 to 240 and encodes 79 amino acids. The transcript has 2 exons. NCBI's taxonomy places the organism in Eukaryota, Fungi, Ascomycota, Sordariomycetes, Sordariales, Podosporaceae.
AUGACUCCCUGGUGUACCUCACUUGGGGUUGCCGUCUUCCAGGAUAUUCCACCAUCCCGAUGUCAGCCCCUGUACAUUUUGGGCAUGGCGUUGUGCCAACCAUAUCUUCAUGUAGAAGGAAUCUCAAGUGGGGGCGAUGAGCACUCGUCCAUUCCUAGGAGAGCAACAGACUUCUUUCUACUCAAGACCGCCAAACCCGACGGCUUCCGUCUGGUCACCUCGUCGUCUUCAUCGUCUUGACAUUUCGGAUCUUCAAAGAUCGGCGUCAAGAAUCUUUGAUGCCAUCAUUGAUCAAAGCCGGA